Messenger RNA from Zymoseptoria tritici IPO323, 513 nucleotides. RefSeq lists its product as uncharacterized. Lineage: Eukaryota; Fungi; Ascomycota; Dothideomycetes; Mycosphaerellales; Mycosphaerellaceae. The coding region runs from base 271 to 474 and encodes 67 amino acids. The transcript has a single exon. The record is from RefSeq and is a predicted model, not a curated record.
UCAAAUGGGAAGAAGUCAAAUUCUUGGGGUUGGGAUCUGAACCAUUCUUUGUGCGGAUCAGGCCGGUGUCCGGUGGGCAUCGCUCAAAAGGAUUCCAGACACAGCUCUGCCGCAGUACCCGGGCGAAAUAUUCAGGAUUGCAAUCCAUGGACUCUGGUCGAUUCCUCGGCGAGGCUUUACCGCAGAACAAAGUCUAUGGACCGAAGGCCUUAGGCAAGAUCAUGCUGCGCAUAUCCGACAGUUCUGGCUCCCAUUCCUUCGCGUCCGUGAAUGCUCAGAAUAGCAGGACACUCGAAAGCGACCCGACGAUCCAAAUAUCCUCUUCGUCGGAGCGUUAAACGCCCUCCUGACAUUACAACUGUCCGCUCCACUCGCAUCGCAGCAUCAUGGAUCCACCAGCCUAUGAGGAGAUCGCACGCAGCAGCGACAAAGCGGAGUUUUCCAGAUGGGACACGAAAGCUGCAACGCAUUUGAGCAUCCGAGAAGAAGUAGGAGCAUCAAGGUCCCAGCACG